AUGGACUGCCGUCUGCCACCACACCCCAAGUGCUUGUCUGGAAGGUCCUUCGAUCAGCUGCACGUUGUUCGACACCCGGACAAACCAGACAUAAAGGCAAAGUACACGGCACAGUUGUACAUUUCAAGGAUUCAGCCGCCGGUCAUCAAGGUUGUUCUUGCUGGCACAAUCUACGUUUUCCCACCGGACCAACGGAAUUUCUAUCAUGCUCUGCUGAUGUUCUUCUACUUCUACCACAAACAGGACGAAACGAUAAGGUUCCGGUACGAAAGUGGCGUACGUCAAAUCGAGGUCUCCACCUUCAAGUCGAACGUGAUUCUAACUCGACUGUAUGGCCAUCAGCUAAAAAUCGUAGAAGUCUGUGCCGAUCAGUAUCAUCCUUGUCGUUGGCCUCUCCGCUAUCAUAGCUUGACCGAGUUCGGCCUCGCAGGUGGCAGUCUCUUCGUGACUUUUACCCUCCAUGGAUUUCCCGAUGCUUACUGA
Messenger RNA from Dibothriocephalus latus, 483 nucleotides. Lineage: Eukaryota; Metazoa; Platyhelminthes; Cestoda; Diphyllobothriidea; Diphyllobothriidae. The record is from the annotation of a GenBank genome assembly.